Molecule: messenger RNA, 825 nt
Organism: Sclerotinia borealis F-4128
Lineage: Eukaryota; Fungi; Ascomycota; Leotiomycetes; Helotiales; Sclerotiniaceae
Source: the annotation of a GenBank genome assembly
AUGAACGCACUCUACGAAGAAAUGCAGACAUUCCAUCAAUUCCAUCAAAACGACACUUCAAACACGACGAAAGGACUCAAGAGAGAAACGCAGACAUUUCACCAUUUCCUCGAUCUACCUCUCGAAAUACGACGUAAGAUUUGGCGUCGCGCUCUUCGUCUAUUCCCACGAAUCAUCGAAGUCAGACCACGCUUAACACCCACCCGAGCAUGGGAUCCCCUGACCACCAAGCAUCACGUACGAGCAACCGCACCCAUUGUACUCCUGGCAAUCAAUCACGAAGUUCGAAAAGAGUUACUUCCAUUCUAUACCACGCUUAGCUCAGACGUGAGCCUCAACCAUAUCCCCGAUUCCGAUUCCGAUCUGAGAUCAGUCUCUCCAGAUCCUUCUGCGAAGCCGCCAUUGGUCAAUUUCGAGAUCGAUAUCAUAUAUUUCAACGUAGCUUGGAGUACUAGUGAGAGAAUACCGUAUCUCUCAUUUGUGAAACGGCUAUUCGAGGAUUUCAAGCACGCAAAACAAUUUGUGCGAAGAUUGGCAGUAUGUUAUAAGUUGGCACCCGAAACCUUUUGGUUAAGUCAUAGUCAAGAUAUCAUCAAAGAAGAAUCCGUCAUUUUUCAGUUCGUUGGCUUGGAAGAACUGGCUAUAAUCGCCUCGCAGACUCACUUGAGGACUGACAAGAAGCUGGUUGGCUUGGCAGAUGUAAGUGAAGAUGAUCCUUUUAGGGCGAACAACAAAGGGGGGAUCGAGCGGUUGGUGAGGAACAAAGAAUGGACAGUUCCAGUUAUAAGAUUAUGUGAUACUGUUGCAGCAGAAAAGUAUGCCUAG